UUUGAUGCUACACGUGAGGUUUUAAUUAAAUGCUCAGCUUCACCGCACACCCACAGAGGAGAAAUUCUCCUGUUUAUGUUUUCGUCCGUUACGUUGCACACCUACAAAGCUGGGCAAGCUUACAGACCGGAAGAAAUCACUGCUAUCACAUCAACACCGACGACGGUUGCUGUUGCCCAGAGUGCGGCCCAGGCAAGAGCCCGUGACCGCCACAUCAGGCACCAUGAUGGAAGGGGGCAUGCAGCUGCUCAACCGUGAUGGCCACAGCAUCUCGCACAACUCGAAGCGCCACUACCACGACUCCUUCGUGUCCAUGAACAGGAUGCGACAGCGUGGCCUGCUGUGUGACAUUGUGCUCCAUGUCUCCAACAAAGAAAUCAAGGCGCAUAAAGUGGUGCUGGCAUCCUGCAGCCCCUACUUCCACGCCAUGUUUACCAACGAGAUGUCAGAGAGUCGACAGACCCACGUCACCCUUCAUGACAUCGACCCUCAGGCCUUGGAGCAGCUAGUCCAGUAUGCCUACACAGCUGAGAUUGUGGUCGGGGAAGGCAACGUGCAGACGUUGCUCCCAGCUGCGAGCCUGCUGCAGCUCAACGGGGUGCGGGACGCCUGCUGUAAGUUCCUCCUCAGCCAGCUGGACCCGUCCAACUGCCUGGGCAUCCGAGGCUUCGCUGACACGCACUCCUGCAGUGACCUGCUCAAGUCGGCACACAAGUAUGUCCUGCAGCACUUUGUAGAGGUGUCCAAGACAGAAGAGUUCAUGCUACUGCCACUGAAACAGGUCCUGGAUUUGAUCUCCAGCGACAAUCUCAACGUGCCAUCUGAGGAGGAAGUGUACCGGGCUGUGUUGAGCUGGGUGAAACAUGAUAUAGAUGGACGCAGGCAACAUGUACCUUGGCUGAUGAAGUGUGUUCGGCUGCCACUGUUGAGGCGAGACUUUCUGAUGAGCAAUGUGGAUACUGAGCUGCUGGUGCGUCAUCACUCGGAGUGUAAGGACCUGCUGAUCGAGGCUCUGAAGUACCACCUGAUGCCUGAGCAGAGGGGAGUCCUCAGCAACAGCCGAACGCGCCCGCGACGCUGUGAGGGCGCCAGCCCUGUGCUCUUCGCCGUUGGUGGUGGCAGCCUGUUUGCCAUCCAUGGAGACUGCGAGGCGUACGACACCAGGACAGACCGCUGGCACAUGGUGGCAUCCAUGUCCACCCGGCGGGCACGGGUGGGCGUGGCAGCCAUCGGCAACAGACUCUAUGCUGUUGGAGGGUAUGACGGCACCUCAGACCUCGCAACCGUGGAGUCCUACGACCCCAUCACUAACUCCUGGCAACCUGAGGUUUCCAUGGGAACACGGCGGAGCUGUUUGGGUGUCGCUGUCCUGCAUGGGUUGCUGUACGCUGCUGGAGGUUAUGAUGGAGCUUCCUGUCUCAACAGUGCAGAGCGUUAUGACCCUCUGACCAGUACAUGGACCUCAAUUGCUGCCAUGAGCACCCGAAGAAGAUAUGUCCGAGUCGCAACUCUGGAUGGCAGCUUGUAUGCAGUGGGAGGUUAUGACAGCUCCUCACAUCUCGCAACAGUGGAGAAAUAUGACCCUCAGAGCAACACAUGGACGGCCAUCGCCAACAUGCUGAGUCGGCGCAGCAGUGCUGGGGUGGCCGUGCUGGACGGCAUGCUGUAUGUCGCAGGAGGCAACGACGGCACCAGCUGCCUGAACUCAGUGGAGCGCUUCAACCCCAAGACCAACACCUGGGAGGGAGUGGCCCCCAUGAACAUACGCAGGAGCACCCAUGACCUGGUGUCUAUGGACGGCUGGUUAUACGCAGUGGGGGGUAACGAUGGCAGCUCCAGUCUCAACUCCAUCGAGAAAUACAACCCGCGCAGCAACAAAUGGGUGGCAGCCUCCUGCAUGUUCACACGGCGCAGCAGUGUAGGCGUGGCAGUGCUGGAGCUGCUGAACUUCCCGCCGCCCUCCUCGCCAACCCUCUCAGUUUCCUCCACCAGCCUUUGACACGGGGUCACCGCUUGGCUGAGCUCAGCCUCCGCUGCUACAGCCCAGACUGGCUCUGGGAAGAGACGCAACUGCUC
Messenger RNA from Seriola dumerili (greater amberjack), 2076 nucleotides. RefSeq names its product kelch like family member 17 (gene klhl17). Lineage: Eukaryota; Metazoa; Chordata; Actinopteri; Carangiformes; Carangidae. The record is from RefSeq and is a predicted model, not a curated record. Gene Ontology annotation, molecular function: protein binding. The transcript has 12 exons. The coding region runs from base 224 to 1999 and encodes 591 amino acids.